GUAAAAAUAAUAAGGCCAAUCAAGCCGGAGAAAUGCAAACUGAAAAGUCAACCGGGUGAUAUUGUCGAGCAGUUUUAUAAACUAACGGAUAAAGAUGGGCGAGAAAUUGGAUCGAAUUUCGGCAAGAAACCUUAUGUGUUUACGCUUGGUAAAAAUCAAGUAAUCAGUGGAAUGGAUCGAGCAAUGACCGGCAUGUGUGUUGGAGAAAAACGCAAAGUGGUCAUUCCGUCCAAUUUGGGUUUCGGUGAUGGUGGCCGAGAACGUGAUGACAUAAAAGGUGGACAGACAUUGUACUAUACGGUGCAGCUCGUCGACUUGUUUCGACCGGUACCUGGUGACUCAUGGACCGAUAAGGAUGGCAUAAAAAUUGAGUGUUACCACUAG
This is a messenger RNA of Gongylonema pulchrum, 384 nucleotides long. The record is from the annotation of a GenBank genome assembly. NCBI's taxonomy places the organism in Eukaryota, Metazoa, Nematoda, Chromadorea, Rhabditida, Gongylonematidae.